AUGUCAAGUUCCAAAUCCAAAAGGCGUUGUUUAGUAUCCGAGUCAUCCGAGGAUAUGAAUGAAGCCUCACCGUGGACGGAUCCCGUAGAUGAUGAGGUUGAAGAGAAAAGGACUCCAGAGUAUGAACUACACCCUACAAAAAAGUCAAAGGAUGGAUUCAAAUAUGUGAGCAUGAAAAAGAGUAAAAGGAGGGCACCUUAUUGGGUAGACUACUGGAUGUAUUUGGACAAUGCUGAUAUGAUAAGAGCUGAAUGCAAAUUUUGUGAAAGGAAUUUUGCUGCUGAUCCUAAUACUAAUGGCACGAAGAAUGUGAAGAAACAUUGGACAACUUGUCCAAAAAAUCCAGCAAAUAAGAGCAAAGGUAAACAAACUCACUUGAUUUUUGAGCCAGUAGAUGGUGAGGAGGGAGAUGCUAAGUUGAAAUAUAAAGAUGUGAAUCUUAAUGAUGUGCGAGAUGCAUUGGGUCGUAUGAUCAUACUUGAUGAAUUGCCAUUUCGAUUUGUAGAGAAAGUUGGUUUUAAAUAUUUCAUGUCUAUUGCUUGCCCUGCAUUUCAUAUGCCUUCACGAAUGACUAUUGCACGUGAUUGUUAUCAACUCCAUAAGGGAGAUGCCAUUGGUAGAGCUGUUGAGGAUUGUUUAAACUCUUGGGGUUUAUGUGAUAAACUUUUUACAGUAACGGUUGAUAAUGCAAGUUCUAAUGAUGUGGCAUGUGGGUACUUGAGAAAUAUGGAUCAUGUUCAAUGUAUUGAUAGGACACGAGCUGUUGUUAAGUUUGUGAAAAAUUCUCCUGCCAGAUUGCUCCUCUUCAAAGAAGUUGUUGAGAAAUGUAAAAUAGAGAGCAAAUCUUCUUUGUCUCUAGAUGUACCCACUAGAUGGAAUUCAACUUACACUAUGUUAGACACUGCUCAAAAAUUUAAAGGUGUCUUUAGUCGAAUGUCACUUCCUAGGGAGUACGAAGGUAACACGAGUUCACCCGAUGAUGCUGACUGGGACAAAGUUGAAAAGCUUGUCGUUUUCUUAAGGGAGUUUUAUGAUUUAACGAACCGUGUUUCUGGUUCUUUAUAUGUCACAAGUAACACACUCUUCUUUCACAUUGGUCACAUUCUUGAUUUACUGAAUCAAUGGACGGUUAGUGAUGAUCCUGAUUUUAGAACUAUGGCAUUUCAAAUGAAAUUGAAAUUUGACAAGUAUUGGGGUGACGUAGAAAAGAUGAACAUGUUGAUAUAUCUGGCUGUAAUUCUUGAUCCAAAAUUCAAGUUCCUGGGUGUACAAAUUGCUCUUCAAAAUAUGUAUGGAGUAGAUAGGGGAACGUCAUUAGCUAAUAAAGUCAGGGAGUUUUCUAAUGUUAUGUUUGAUGAGUAUAGAAAAUUAUAUGCUCCUGUGAUUGUGGAGAGUGAGCAAACUAGUGACUCAAUGUCAAUUAUGCAGCCCAUGAGUCAAGGAGGUGUUUUGAGUUUUAAAAACAACAUCCAGGAGCAAAUUAAGAAGCAAAUUAGUGGAGCUGAUGGUGGUAGGUUUGUAAGAAGUGAGUUUGAUCGUUAUUUGAAUGAGCAAAUGGGAGAAGAUGAAGAGAAAGAUAUUCUAACUUGGUGGAAACUUAAUGGCCCUAGAUUUCCAGUUAUUGCACGUAUGGCACGUGAUGUACUAGCCAUACCAGUAUCUACAGUUGCAUCGGAAUCGGCAUUUAGUGUAGGAGGGCGUCAUGUUGAUCAAUUUAGAAGCUCUUUAACUCCUAAGAUGGCACAAGCUCUCAUAUGCGGACAAGAUUGGCUUCGGCCUGCAACUGCUACAUCUAAAAUGAACGUGGAGGAGAAAUUGAAGGAGCUGGAGCAAUUAGAAAAAGAUUUGGAGAAGACCAACUUGGAAGAUGAAAUGGUUUUUGUCACCGAAUGA
Messenger RNA from Spinacia oleracea (spinach), 1893 nucleotides. Its product is annotated as zinc finger BED domain-containing protein RICESLEEPER 1-like. The transcript has 5 exons. Bases 1 to 1893 code for a protein of 630 amino acids. Gene Ontology annotation, molecular function: protein dimerization activity; DNA binding. The record is from RefSeq and is a predicted model, not a curated record. NCBI's taxonomy places the organism in Eukaryota, Viridiplantae, Streptophyta, Magnoliopsida, Caryophyllales, Amaranthaceae.